Scomber scombrus (Atlantic mackerel) is the source of this 4972-nucleotide messenger RNA. RefSeq names its product cohesin subunit SA-2. Gene Ontology annotation, biological process: sister chromatid cohesion. Gene Ontology annotation, cellular component: cohesin complex; nucleus; chromatin. Gene Ontology annotation, molecular function: chromatin binding. The record is from RefSeq and is a predicted model, not a curated record. NCBI's taxonomy places the organism in Eukaryota, Metazoa, Chordata, Actinopteri, Scombriformes, Scombridae. Bases 163 to 3684 code for a protein of 1173 amino acids. The transcript is spliced from 32 exons.
AAAAGACAAGAAGAAACAUAUUCAUGUAACAUUUGAAGCAUUUCAGUCUGACAGCUUUUUGGAUUUAAAAUAAUACGUCAAUGAACAUCACAGAAGCACGGAGCAAUGUAAAGAGGAUGCAGACAAACACACCUGAGUCCAGUGUAAAGACCUGAGGAGGAGAUGAUACCAGAUCCCACAGCUGCAGCUGCAUCUAGGCCCUCAGAGCUGGAUAAUAACUCUCAGGAUCAGGCAAACUCAUCCGAAGCUGUCAAUCAUUCAGAGGAUGAGUCCGGGAAUGAGAACAGACAAAAGAGCGUGAGAAGAAGGAGAAGAGCACACAAGGGUUCAGAGAAUGUCAAGUGCAAAAAAGCCAAAGCUGGCCGCAGGAGCGUCAGCAGAAAAGGUGGCAGCCAGAGUAAACGGAGGCAUGUGGAGGCUGUCACCCUGUUCGAGGUGAUCACCAUGGGCAGAAGUGCCAUGCAGAUGGUGAUUGAUGAUUGGAUCGAGGCGUAUGUGACAGACAGAGACACGUCUCUCCUUGAUCUCAUCAGCUUCUUCAUCCAGUGCUCUGGGUGCAAAGGUGUGGUCACAGCAGAGAUGUGUCAGAGCAAAGAGGACAGUGAUGUCAUGAGUAAGAUGGUAGAGAAGCUGGAUGAGGUCGCUGGUCUGCAGUACAAGAAGUUUCUGGCGUUUCCAUGGAUCCUCACAGUCACAUGGCCCAUGGAUACGGACAGUGUUGAGUAUCCUCUCAUACAGUCCGGCCCGUAUGGCCGCUGGUUUCACUCUGAGUUCUGCGACUUUGUGUCGGUGCUGGUGGCUCAGUGUCAGCACAGCAUCAUCUUUGACAAUUACUUGAUGAGCACCCUCAUCUCACUGCUCACUGAGCUGUCCAACUCGUAUAUACGAGCCUUCAGACACACCUGCACGCUGGCAGCGGUGAAGCUGAUGAGCUCCCUGGUGAGUGUGGCUCUGAGCCUGAGCGUCAGCAUUGAAAACAGUCAGAAACUGCAUGCGGUGCAGAAGACGAAGACUAUGAGGCAGAAAAGCACACCCCAGCAGGAGAGAAUACAGAAAAAGAUCACAGAGCUGCAGGAGAAGAGAGCGGAGAUAGAGGGAAUGAUGGACGUCAUCUUCAAGGGAAUCUUUCUGAAGAGAUAUCGUGAUGUGCUUCCAGAAAUUCGCUCUAUUUGUAUGGAGGAAUUGGGUUUGUGGAUGAAGCUCUACAGCUCUGUAUUUCUCAGUGAUAGUUACCUCAAAUACAUGGGCUGGAUGAUGCACGACAAGAUACCAGAUGUGCGUCUUAAGUGUGUAUUAGGUCUGCAGGGUUUAUAUGGAGAUCCUGGCCUCCUGCCUAAACUAGACCUGUUCACCAGCCGCUUCAAGGACCGGAUGAUCUCCAUGACUCUGGACAAGGACAAUGAAGUGGCUGUGCAGACCAUGAAACUGCUGGUGCUCAUCUCCAAAACGUCCGACGAUGUGCUCAGUCCAGCGGACUACAAGCAGCUGUUCCAGUUUGUGUAUUCCUCACAGCGCCCUCUUGCAGCCACUGCAGGAGAGCUACUCUUCUCAAGGCUUCUCAACACCUUGGCUCCUGCAUCUGAUGAUCAUGAUGGAUUAAAUGAGGAGGAGGCUCAUAAAGAACAAACCUUUGCCAGACUGAAGGCUCUGUUGCAGUUCUAUCAGGAGUCUGAGCUGCACAAGCAUGUGGUGUACCUGGUGGACAGUCUGUGGGACUGUGGUGGAGCCCUGCUGAAGGACUGGCCCGCACUCACAUCUAUACUGAUGCAGGACUCUUCCUCACAGAGCUCAGAACAAGCGGUGCUCGUGGAGAUCAUGGUAGCAUCGGUGCGCCAGGCCUCAGAGGGACCGAUGCUGGCAGGGAGGAGUGGAGCAAAGAAGGUUAUGAGUGCCAGAGAAAAGAAAGCUCAGAUUGACGACUGCUCUAAGCUCACUGAACAUCUCCUUCCGGUGCUCCCAAAGUUACUGUCCAAGUUUUCAGGUAGCUCAGACAUUGUUGCCUCCCUGAUGAAGAUCCCUCAGUACUUCCUCCCAGAGUGUCCUGAGGCUGCAAACACAGAGGUGACAUCCAUCCUGAUGGCAGAGAUGGGAGCAGUGCUGGAACUCCACUCGUAUCCCGCUGUCCUGGAGGCGGCGGCCCGCGCUUUCCUCAGUCUGUGUGGGGAGGAGACAACCUGGAGCUCCACGGCUCAGACUGCCAGAGACUCCCUGGUCCAGGGCUGGGUGGACCAACUGACAGCACUGCUGGAGGACUCACUCAAGGGCGACAGUUUCUCUGCUGACGAAGAGAAAACAUCCGAAAUUUUAGCCACACUGAAGAAACUCAGAGCUUUCCACAACUGUCACAACCUCUCCCGGUGGAAUCUGUUUGAGCUGCUGUCCCCUCUCCUGUCAGCGGAGAGCAGCCAGGGAGGAGCGCCGCCCAAGGUGCUACUGGAAGUAUUACCGUGUCUGUGUUACUCCAUGCUCUGGUCUCUCAACAUGAGUGGUGAAACUUUAAAAUCCAGAGAUAAAGCUGUGGCCCAGAGGCUCCAGCUGCGUCUGUUCUGUGAGAGGAGUCAUCACCAUCUCUCCCACUACGACCACAGUGUGAGGCUGCAGGCUUUUUUGGGUGUCUGUGACGUCCUGACGGCUCAUUCCUACCAGCUACAAGUGUGGGAUCCCUCCUCCUUCGGUCCACUGCUCUACACACCCAUUCCCAAACUGCAGAGGGCGCUGUUGACCUUUGUAUGCGUGCACGUCUUUGUUGGCACAGAUUGUGACAUCCAGAGCAGUGUCAGUGCAAACUCUGAAGUGGAGAGGCUGGAGGACCUUCACAAACGAAGAAAUCUGCUUGCGGCUUACUGCAAACUGAUAGUACACAGAGUGCUGGAGAUGAGCAUGGCAGCUGAGAUCUUCAUGUAUUACAUGAAGCACCAUAAUGACUUUGGAGACAUCAUCAAGGAGACAAUGUACAGGACCAGGCAGAUAGAUAAGAUAGAGAGCGCUCGUACGCUGGUGCUCUGUUUGCAGCAGCUGUUUGUGCGUCUUAAACGGGAGCAGGAGAGCGGAGGGAGGCCUCACCCAGGAGUCCAGACCUUCACCAGCAUCAAGGAGCUGGCCAGGCGCUUCGCCCUCACGUUCGGAGACCUGGUCAAGUUUCGUGAAUGUGUCGUCAUGAUCCACAGGAACGGCAUAGAAUUUGUGUUUCAAGAGUUCAACCAGACCCCAGAAACACCCACACCGCCGUACCUCUCCUACCUGACCAUACUGAGUGAAUUCUCCAGCAAACUACUCAAGCCAGACAAGAAGACAUUGUUCUCUUACCUGCAGAAGCACACUGCAGAGCACUUUGUAGACCUCAGGGAGGAGGGCUGGCAGCCACUCAUCUACUAUCGAGCUUCUCUGUUGGCCGUCGCUGAAGGGGAGGAUGCUGUGUCCUACGUUAGCUCCGAUAGGAAGCCCUACCUGCCCAAUCGUUCUCCCUUCUCCAAAAAACUAGAAGGAAGUAAAUCUCCUUGUCCGUUCAACCCGGUUGAGUCCAAAGUUAGUAAAGUUCAAAGAUCCGGUUUUAGUCCAAGCCAUCAGGAUAUGGAUCCAUUUUCUGUCCCCGUGGAACCUCAUGCAAGAAGACUGACCACUGAGGGAUCUGUCCUCAGCACCGGCAACGAGGCGGAUGAUGACACAAUUGAUGUUGAGGUCUAAGUAUGAGGAGAUUGGGGAGAUAGGGCAGCUGUGGCUCAGGAGGUAGGGCGGGUCGAUUCCCGGCUCCUCCAGUCCACAUGUCAAUGUGUCCUUGGGACAAGACACUUAACCCCAAAUUGCUGCCGUUGCUGCGCCAACGGUGUGUGAAUGAGAAUGAAUGGUUAGCUUCCCCCUGAUGAGCAGGUUGGCACCUUGUGUGGUAGCCCCAUAGACUGUAUGGGUAGCCCCUGUCAUCAUUGUAUGAAUGUGUAUGAAUCAGUGAAUAAGAUGUAAUGUAAAAGCGCUUUGAGUGGUCUUAACGACUAGAAAAGCGCUAUAUAAGUACAGUCCAUUUACCAUUUACCAUGUCUGAAUCUGGAAAUCCCAAAGUCUGAGAGAGAUGGAUUUUUUUUGCACCUUGUAACUAGUGUCUUCUUUAUUCUGAUGCCCAUACAUCCCAGUAUCCAAUUUUUAUACACAUUUGUAACAUAUCUGGUGAUAUUCUAUAUUUUUCUUAUUGUCAAAAAAUCCCAAACCAAUUCAGUGAAUUUCAUUCCACCAACAAGUAUCGCCUGUGUAGCCAAAACUUGAUAUAGUUUAUUCCUCUGUGCCAUGAACCUUGAUUGUUGUUCAGAAUGUAAUAAAAGUACAUAAAUGAAACAGUUACACUGGAUGACAUGUUCCUUCAUUAUGAUGAACAUGGGUAGUGUACUUUAUUUUGAGUCAGUCUCACUUACACCGACUAAACUGUAUAGAGCACCAAAUGUGUAUUCAUUCGCAGGUGAAAAUAGUCCCUGUGAAAUGUGUUAUUUACUUACGUUUCCCAAAUCUGUUUUAGGAAAUUACUUAACUUUUAAUAACAUGCAUCUAUACAUUUUUGACACUUUUUAAAAAGUACUGAUGACUCAAGUAGGGACAACUAAGGGUCACAGAAUGAGUUGGGAAGUCAAAAAGCACCUUUUGUUCUAGACUACUGUAUUGUUGGUUUUGGUCUUUUUGUGGGAUUUGUUGACAAUAUGAAAAUUAGAGAAUAAAUCCAGCCUCAUACUUUAAGAAAAUGCCAGAUUACAUUUGAUUAAAAAUAUAUUUUAUUUAUAGACCACUUUGAUUUGGGGAACAACUAUCAGUAUGUGUAAAGAUUUUUCCCCAUAUGGAAUUUUAUACAGUACCUAAAUGUUAGGAGUAGCACUUUUUUUUUUUUUUUUUUUUUUGAGUGAUCAUGCUCAGGUCCAAAAUUUGCACAAGCAUUGCACAGAAAAAUUAUGCUUUAUUGCCCUGCCCGCCACUUUAUUAUUGCUCCUUUUAGGAA